Messenger RNA from Salvia hispanica, 939 nucleotides. RefSeq names its product vacuolar acid trehalase. NCBI's taxonomy places the organism in Eukaryota, Viridiplantae, Streptophyta, Magnoliopsida, Lamiales, Lamiaceae. The record is from RefSeq and is a predicted model, not a curated record.
UUAAAAUCUUCCAGAACAACUGAGCAAGAAUAUCUAUGAAGGAUAGAGUAGAUAAGAGUGGGGAGUGAGAAAGAAUAUUGAGGUGUGGUGUCAUGAUGGCUUCUUCACUCACAUCCAAACAAAAUUUUCAGUGCCAAUUCCCAUCUCUCUCUCUUCAUCAACCAAACACACAGUUACAUCUGAGAUCAUGCAUUCCAAAUUUUCCUUCAUCAGUAGGAGGUUUUUCUCAUUUGAAACUUAAACUCAAGCAUAGGAUUUCAAGAGCCUCUUCUGAAGAUUUACCUCCAGAAUUGACUGAUGAGGAUUCCAAAUUUGUUCCUUUAGCUUCAGAGGAUUCAAAUUAUGGCCCCCCUGCUUUGUUGUUGCUAGGUUUUGAAGUUGAAGAAGCAGCAAAGAUACAACUAUUUCUGAAGGAGCUGGAUGGCGAAUUUCUUGAGGUGAUUUUUUGCACUGAAGACAUGAUAAGUCGUUCGCUCUGGGAAGCGGUGAACACCAGACAAUCGAAUCUGGAAACACUGAAGAUUGCAACAUCAGUUCCGCGAAUUUGCUUCCUAUCUGGUCUUACCGGGGAGGAGAUGAUGAUGUUCAUAGAUGCCUUCCCAGAAAGUGGUUUGGAACCUCCUGUGUUUGCGGCCCUCGUCCCAUAUAGCGCCAACAAACCUUUAACAGAGUUGAUAGAUGAGAUCAUGGGAGACCAUGAAUUGCUAUCUGCGCGACAAACAAGCUAGACAGCGGGCGCAACGGGCAUGGGCGCUGGGACAACUGGUGGAAGUUUGAGAUGAGAGUAGGUGCAGUUUUCUUCUUGUGUUUGGUAACAUUAUUCUAUCAUGAUUUGCACACUGGCAUUGCUAGUGCAAUGAUCAUGUCAAUUUUUCCAUCCAUGUAUCUAUAUGCAAUGUAUAUUUAUGAUAGUGCAUAUAAUAUUUUUAAAGUAAUCAA